ACGGGGACGGGACAUGAAACGGGAUUUCGGUCUGAUGGUGGCGGGGACGCAGGUUGUGUUGGCGGCAUCUGGGGAUGAGAAACACCCGCCGGAGAACAUUCUGGACGGUAAUACAGAAACAUUUUGGAUUACAACAGGAAUGUUCCCACAAGAAUUUAUCCUAAGUUUUGCUAAUCUCAUAAAAAUUAGCUCAAUGAAAAUUCACUGUUACAAUGUGCGCAGCCUUGGUAUUGAGAGAAGUAUAGCAGGAGAACCUGUAGAUUUCGAACCAAUGACUAACACCGAACUUGAGCGCUCUGAGGAACAGCUUCAAGUAGAGGAAUUUACACAGGAUGGAACUAGAGCUACACAUCUACGAUUUGUCAUAAAGUCUGGUUUUGAUCACUUUGUGUCAGUACACAAGGUUACAGUGGAAGGUGCAGAGGAAGAUGCCUGACUCUACAUUGCACACUAUCAUUAACAAGACUUUAUAUGGAACACUGAUGUUGAGAAAAUUUACCUAGUGUACAUACUUCUGCAGUAUAUUUGUUAUAAACCAUACAUGUUGGAUUGUUAUUGUUGUGAAUAAAUUAUUUUGGUUUUGUAA
Chiloscyllium plagiosum (whitespotted bambooshark) is the source of this 586-nucleotide messenger RNA. RefSeq names its product heat shock protein, alpha-crystallin-related, b11 (gene hspb11). Gene Ontology annotation, cellular component: intraciliary transport particle B; cilium; centrosome. Lineage: Eukaryota; Metazoa; Chordata; Chondrichthyes; Orectolobiformes; Hemiscylliidae. Gene Ontology annotation, biological process: intraciliary transport; multicellular organism development. The record is from RefSeq and is a predicted model, not a curated record.